Molecule: messenger RNA, 2139 nt
Organism: Cornus florida
Lineage: Eukaryota; Viridiplantae; Streptophyta; Magnoliopsida; Cornales; Cornaceae
Product: protein NRT1/ PTR FAMILY 8.2-like
Exons: 5
Coding region: 240-1958 (572 amino acids)
Biological process (GO): oligopeptide transport; transmembrane transport
Cellular component (GO): membrane
Molecular function (GO): transmembrane transporter activity
Source: RefSeq, a predicted model, not a curated record
UCUCUCUCCAUCUGGAGUGAUGAGCUCACAUAUAUGAACUUAAUUUAUACACAUUUAAUUGUUUAUAACUUCAGUGUCCAAUAUCAUAAUUCUUCAACACAAGCACAUUAAUCUUGAAAGAGAACUUAUUUAAUUUUGUAGCACAAAUUCAAGUUCUUCUCUUGCUUGGUAGUCUCGGGAGUAAAUCCGCGAGCAAGGUUCUAAAUCAAGCAUAUAUAUUACACUGGACUGGUUUAGCAAUGGCAGAAGAUCAAUUACUAGAUUUAUACACUAAAGAUGGGACGGUAGAUUACCGUAAUAAUCCUGCAAAAAAGAAGGAAACAGGAACAUGGAAGGCAUGUCCUUAUAUCCUAGGAAAUGAAUGCUGUGAAAGAUUGGCAUACUAUGGGAUGAGCUCCAAUCUGGUUCUCUAUUUCAAGCAUCAUCUAAACCAGCAAAGUUCUACGGCUUCUAAGAAUAUCUCAAAUUGGUCAGGAACAUGCUACCUCACGCCUUUGAUAGGAGCAUUUCUCGCCGAUGCCUAUCUAGGAAGAUAUUGGACAAUUGCUAGCUUCUCUAUUAUCUAUGUCAUUGGAAUGACACUGUUGACAAUGUCAGCAACAAUUCCCGGCCUAAAGCCGACCUGUUAUGCUAAAGACGUUUGCUACGCAACAGAGACACAGAGUGCUGUGUGCUUCCUAGCACUAUACCUGAUAGCUCUUGGGACUGGAGGGAUUAAACCUUGUGUCUCAGCCUAUGGAGCAGAUCAGUUUGAUGAUGCUGACGAGGCAGAGAAGAAACACAAGAGUUCUUUCUUCAACUGGUUUUAUUUUGCAAUCAAUGUUGGCGCGCUUGUCUCUACAGUGCUGAUUUGGGUACAAGAUAAUGUGGGUUGGGGAUUGGGAUUCGGCAUUCCAGCCGCGACCAUGGCAAUUGCAGUUGUGAGUUUCUUUUCGGGUACUAGGUUGUAUCGGUACCAGAAACCUGGAGGCAGCCCUUUGACGCGAAUCUGUCAAGUGGUGGUGGCAUCUGUGAGGAAAUAUCGAGUUGAAGUGCCUCUGGACAACUCUCUUUUAUACGAGACUGCAGAUGCAGAGCACUCUCCAAUCAAAGGAAGUCGCAAGCUUGAUCAUACCAAAGAUCUUAGUUUCUUUGACAAGGCAGCAGUGGAGAUACAAUCAGAUCAGAUAAAGGGAGCAAAUCCAUGGAGACUUUGCACGGUGACACAAGUCGAGGAGCUGAAGGCCAUUGUACGGUUGCUUCCUAUAUGGGCCACUGGCAUCAUCUUUUCUGCUGCCUACAAUCAAAUGGGCAACUUAUUUACAUUGCAAGGCGAGAGAAUGAACACUCGUGUUGGCAACUCCAGCUUCAAGAUCCCACCACCAACACUAGGCAUUUUCGAUGUCCUCAGUGUCAUCUUCUGGGUGCCAUUCUACGAUCGAAUCAUUGUCCCCAUUGCCAGAAGAUUCACAGGGCACAAGAAUGGCUUGACUCAACUCCAGCGAAUGGGCAUUGGCUUCAUCAUAAUCAUCUUCUCCAUGAUAUUCGCAGGGGUUCUGGAGUUCAUUAGACUCGGAAUUGUGAGAAGACACAACUACUAUGACCGUGAUGAGAUGCCCAUGUCGAUAUUUUGGCAGGUCCCUCAAUAUUUCAUAAUCGGGUGUGCAGAGGUUUUCACAUUCAUAGGACAGUUGGAGUUCUUCUACGAGCAAGCACCCGAUGGCAUGAGAAGUAUGUGCACUGCUCUCUCACUCACCACUGGUGGACUAGGGAGCUACUUGAACACAAUUCUAGUGACUAUUGUUGUGAAAGUUAGUACUAGGAAUGGUAGUGUUGGUUGGAUACCAGACAAUUUGAACUAUGGUCACCUAGAUUACUUCUUCUGGCUCUUGGCUGUGUUGAGUGUGCUCAAUUUGGGAGCUUUUCUCUUGAUAGCUAAGUGGUACACAUAUAAGAGGCAAGUGGGGACUCUUGAUUGAUAACCAUAAAAGGAGUGAUAUAUAUCUCAGAUUUUAGCUUUCACAGUGAACUUGUAAAGAAGUGUACACCCUGCUAUUUUAUGAUGUAAAGCAGAAUCAAGUAAAGUUACAGGAUUUGGAUACUCUGCUAUUGAGGAUCUGUGUUGUAUUUAUGUUAUACAUCUUUUCAUGUGUUUUAACA